Carya illinoinensis is the source of this 1045-nucleotide messenger RNA. RefSeq names its product probable F-actin-capping protein subunit beta. The record is from RefSeq and is a predicted model, not a curated record. The transcript is spliced from 7 exons. NCBI's taxonomy places the organism in Eukaryota, Viridiplantae, Streptophyta, Magnoliopsida, Fagales, Juglandaceae. Gene Ontology annotation, cellular component: F-actin capping protein complex; cytoplasm. Gene Ontology annotation, molecular function: actin filament binding. The coding region runs from base 60 to 827 and encodes 255 amino acids. Gene Ontology annotation, biological process: actin cytoskeleton organization; cell morphogenesis; barbed-end actin filament capping.
GGUUUCUUCUCUUAUUUUAAUAGCAAGUAGCCGUGAAAAAACCAAAGCGGGAGAGAAAAAUGGAGGCGGCGAUGGGAUUGAUGAGAAGAAUCCCUCCGAAGCACACCGAAACAGCUCUCUCGGCGCUCCUCAGCCUUUUGCCCCACCACUCCUCCGAACUUCUCUCUCAAGUCGAUCAGCCCCUCCAGGUUUUAUGUGACGUUGAUUGUGGGAAGGAGUUUAUUUUGUGUGAAUACAACAGAGAUGCCGACUCUUAUAGAUCGCCUUGGUCAAAUAAAUACCAUCCACCAUUGAAGGACGGAGCAUUCCCAUCGAUAGUGUUGAGGAAACUUGAAGUUGAGGCGAACGACAUCUUUGCAAUUUAUCGUGACCAGUACUAUGAAGGUGGCUUUUCAUCAGUUUAUAUGUGGGAAGAUGACAAUGAAGGCUUUGUCGCAUGCUUCCUGAUAAAGAAAGAUGGCUCAAAGACAGGGCAGGGCCGAAGGGGUUACCUGCAGGAGGGAGCAUGGGAUGCUAUACAUGUCGUUGAGGUGGGGCCAGAGGAGGAAGGAGUUGCUCAUUACUGCUUAACCAGUACUGUGAUGCUAUCUUUGACUACGGAUAAUGGGUUGUCAGGCACAUUUAGCUUGUCUGGAUCAAUUAGGCGACAGAUGGAUAUGAACCUCUCAGUUGCAGAAGGCCAUAUUUGUAAUAUGGGAAGGAUGAUAGAGGAGAUGGAGAGUAAGCUGAGGAAUUCACUGGAUCAGGUAUAUUUUGGCAAGACAAGAGAAAUGGUAUGUACCCUACGACCACCAGCUGAAGUUGUGAUGAGACUGCCGGAUUGCUGAUGUUGGAUUCUAUGGCACAAGUCGGUGGAUUCUCAAAUUCAUUGCAUUUCCCAAACUUACUUGGCAGUGUGUUUUUCCCAGCAGAUAUUAUGUAGUUAUAUGUUCUUAUUUUGAGUCCUUAUCUUGGACAUAAAAAAGUGUAGUAUUCUUAAACCUCUUGUAGACUUAAGAAGUUUGGUGCUUUGUGGAUGAGAUAUAGAUGCUCAUUGAAUUGGAAA